AUGGGUUCCAGCGCUAAAAGAAAGAAGGAGAAGCAGAAGGACUUCCAGAAACCCAAACUCAAGGUCGGCAAAACCAAAGCGAAGCCCGAAAACUACACAGACACAAGUUUCCGAUCAAAGUCAAUUGUUCUCACCCAACAAUCCCUUCACCUUGCCGCCCCAUCUUCAAAUACCCAAUUCACCCAUAACCUCUCUCUCCUCUCCGCCAAAUCCGACAGCCAGCGCCGUGACUCGCUCGCAUAUCUGACGACCACAAUCGCCUCUCGGCCAGUGGACUCACCACUCCCACAACCUGUUAGCGUCAUUCUACCGUCUCUGCUUCCACUCAUUCUCGAUGGAACGACCAGUGUUCGGACGCAACUUCUGAAGCUCUUGAAGACCCUGCCGCGGGGCGAUGUGGAGGAUCAUGUCGCACAACUUCUCCCAUAUGUUCGCGCGGGUAUGACCCAUCUUGCAGCGGACAUCCGUGUCUCCGCUGUGGAAAUUCUGUCAUGGCUGGUCGAAGCGGCCGGAGAACAAACAGUUUCUUGCGCCGGAGGCUGGAUCAAGACACUCAAUUGUUUCCUGUCCGUACUAGGCUGGCACACGGAAGAAUCUUCACGCUGGUCAUCCAACCGUGCUUCCUUUGGAAAGUCCGGGAACCAGGGUAGACCUAUGGUCAAAGUGCUUGGGGCUCUGGCGGACUUUUUGGAUGCGGGUAUCGGAAAGCCUUCGACCGGCAAUGCCGAUAGUGACAUGUCCGAGGACGAAGAGAGCUCUGCAUGGCCUUUCCCACUUUGCCAGACAGGUCAACACAUGAUCUCAGACUCGUCUGCUCCUUAUGCAUAUUUGAACCUGUUUGGUCAGCCACGUGAUGAGGAAGGUGAAAUGUACGAGACACGUGAGGAUCGAUACCGCGUGUUCUCCGCCCGUUUCCAUCCGGCAAUGGAGCGCGGUCUCAAGGGUGCCAGAGAAGAGGGUGGCGAGAUGGGUCGUGCAUCAUCUAGCGUGACCAAGGUAUUGAAAGAAGCCAUUGCGUACGGACCAGGGCCAUGA
Molecule: messenger RNA, 1035 nt
Organism: Penicillium antarcticum
Lineage: Eukaryota; Fungi; Ascomycota; Eurotiomycetes; Eurotiales; Aspergillaceae
Product: IPI1/TEX10 family protein
Exons: 3
Coding region: 1-1035 (344 amino acids)
Biological process (GO): rRNA processing
Cellular component (GO): nucleus
Source: RefSeq, a predicted model, not a curated record